AUGGGCCAGAACAACCACACCACCGUGAGGGAAUUUGUCUUCCUGGAACUCACUCACUUCCAGGAACUGGAGCUUUUCCUGUUUGUCAUCUUCCUAGCUGUAUACAUCACAACCGUGCUGGGCAAUGCCCUCAUCGUGGUGACCAUCACCUGGGAGUCUCACCCCCACACCCCCAUGUACUUUCUCCUGCGGAACAAAUCAAUCCUGGACAUCGUCUUUUCAUCCGUCACGGUUCCCAAGUUCCUGGUGGAUCUCUUAUCAGAGAGGAAAGCCAUCUCCUACAAUGGCUGCAUGGCACAGAUCUUUUUCUUCCACUUUGCUGGAGGGGCGGAUAUUUUUUUCCUCUCUGUGAUGGCCUGGGACAGAUAUCUCGCAAUCUCCAAACCCCUGCAUCACUCGGCGGCGCUGCGCCGCCCUCCUCGCGGCCUCCUGGGCGGGGGGCUUCGUCCACUCCGUCGUGCAGAUCUCCCUCCUCCUCCCCCUCCCCUUCUGCGGACCCAACGUCCUGGACGGUUUCUACUGCGCCGGCCCCCAGGUCCUCACACUCGCCUGCGCUGGCUCCUGAUGAUUUCCAGCAGCGGCCUGCUCGCCACCCUGUGGUUCGUCUUCCUGCUUGUAUCCUGCGCGGUCACCCUGACCAUGCUGAGGUCGCACUCCGGGGAGGGCCGGGGGAAAGCCGUCUCCACCUGCACCGCCCACAUCACGGUGGUCAGCCUCCACUCUGUGCCCUGCAUCUACGCCUACGCCCGGCCCUUCUCCGCCCUCCCCACCGACAGAGCUGUCUCCAUCACCUUCACUGUCAUCAUUCCUGUCCUGAACCCGCUGAUCUACACCCUGGGGAACCAGGAGAUGAAGGCGGCCAUGCGGAGGCUGAGGGGAAGAUUCAUGCUGUUUGAAAAGGAAUAG
This is a messenger RNA of Rangifer tarandus platyrhynchus (Svalbard reindeer), 906 nucleotides long. Lineage: Eukaryota; Metazoa; Chordata; Mammalia; Artiodactyla; Cervidae. The record is from the annotation of a GenBank genome assembly.